Esox lucius (northern pike) is the source of this 1719-nucleotide messenger RNA. It is a transcript of the gene isg15, whose product is annotated as ISG15 ubiquitin like modifier. Gene Ontology annotation, biological process: protein ubiquitination; modification-dependent protein catabolic process. Gene Ontology annotation, cellular component: cytoplasm; nucleus. The record is from RefSeq and is a predicted model, not a curated record. The transcript is spliced from 2 exons. Bases 494 to 958 code for a protein of 154 amino acids. NCBI's taxonomy places the organism in Eukaryota, Metazoa, Chordata, Actinopteri, Esociformes, Esocidae. Gene Ontology annotation, molecular function: ubiquitin protein ligase binding; protein tag activity.
GUUUCACUGUAAAAUGUAAUUAGGUUUCCCUUUUCUUUCUGUCUGACGUAUCAACAUUUUAGUAUGAUAUGCGAAAAUGGUCUGCUUGGGAACAUUGCACUUUGUACUCUAUGUGAACUUGUUUAGACUGGCAAAACACUAUGGUGAUACAUUACCAAAUACGACUCAAAUAAGAACUUCACAGACUUCGUUGAAAUUGGUUUAAGAACAAGUUGCCAAUGGACUACUGUAUUUCAUUGUUUGCUAUUACUCUGUACAGAGUGUUAAUAAAAUAAAAAUAACUUGACUUCCUGCAACAAAAGUUCAUCAUACCGCAUCUUACUGAGAAUGGGAACCGAAAGUGACCAGGCUGGAUGAGGCAGAGGGUAAUAAUGCAGGGGAGGGGCAGCUGUUAAUAUAAAUGACAGAACUGUCCUGCUUUUUUUUUUAAUUCUGUUUAGGUACUUGUCAACAUACACAUUUACAAAAUCGGACUCAGCAAUAUAAAGAUAUCAUGGAACUCACUAUAACACUUUUGAACGGGGACUCAGUACCCCUGACGGUUCCGCUACACACCACGGUGGGGUCUCUCAAGAGCCUAAUCCACCAAACAUUAGGAGUGGCGACGUCAACUCAAAGAUUGUCUGGUGUCAAUGGGAACAACAUCAGUCUCAACGAUGAUUCAAAAACAUUAAUCGACUAUGGUCUGAAUUCAGGAUCUAAAGUGAUGGUGCUGAUUACUAAUCCUAUCCAAGUGUUUCUAAAAAACGUCAACGGCCAGGUGCAUACGUACGAUGUGGUGCCGAAUGAGACUGUAACCCAGUUUAAAGCCAAGGUGGAAAACAAGGAGAAAGUCCCUGCCAACCAACAGAGGUUAAUUCACCAGGGUAGGCAGCUAGAAGAUGGCAAGAAACUGGAGGACUACGGCAUCGGAAAUCGCAGCACAAUCCAACUGUCGCUCCGUCUAAGGGGAGGCUGAAGAAACCCUGCAUCUAUAUGAAACACUAUGAUUACAUUGUUAUGCAUUCCAUAGACAAUUAGUGCACAAAGGUAAUCGCUUGAUGUUUUUUUUCAGUUGUAAAGAUUAAGCAUGGUUGAUGUAAACGUACGUUAAAAUUAUGAAUAUUUUUUUAAAUUAAUAAACAAGUUUACAUUCGUUUUAAUGGCUUCAAUUUAAAAAGGAAAGAUAAAGCAUUAGAUCGCAAAACAUGCAUAACCCAAUGUUUCUAGUUUAAACAGUUUAGACUUAACUACUCAUUUAAAUUGUUGUGUUGUUAGUUCAAAGGGAAAAUUACUUUUUCUUACUCAUCGUGGAAGGAAGAACGUCGUAUUCUGUUCUUUUGUCACUAUAAGGUGUCUUGCACCCGUUGGGGGUGAUGUUAAAGUAGGUUAUAAUAUGCUUAGAUACUAGGCUACAGUCAGUAUACCAAUGUAACUUUCCUCUAAUGUUAUGUGUCGUACAUCACUGUUUUGUUAUGAAUACUGUUAACAUAGAUUUUGAGCGUUAUAGUUUCUAUUGUUAUUUUUUAUCUUUAUGGAUGUUAAUGUUGUAUAACUUAAUAACUUACUUGAUUUACAUAAACACAUCACCAUCUGAUUUAUUCUAUAAAUGCCUUGCAUACUUUUACAACCUUUGUUUUCUACAGAAAUUAUCCUGAGGAUUUAGUGAAAAUUCCUGAAAUCUGUAAUAGUGCAAUAAAAGCUUUGAAAAUCAAUAAAAUAUUCAUUGAUUGACAUAUA